CGAUAUUUCAGGGGCAUCUCGAAAAGUUUUCGCAAGAAAGAAUGAGUUUACCUGACCCACAUUUAGAAUGCCCGUUGUAGAAGGGACCUCAGCGGCUAAGCUCAGAUCACGAGAGCCGUCGAAAGGAGUUCAGCGGCUGGCGCAGAUCGGGACACGUUCUGACUGUCUUGAGAGCAGCGACCCUGGGCGUGCACGUGCGCUGGGCGCCUUAGCAACGAACCGAGUUCCGGUGCGUAUUAUCGAGCAAGGUGUUGUUGGAGUGGGCCAGUGGUUGAUAGCUCUGUGCACAACGUUAUGGCGGUCGCCUGGAGAACGAAGAUUGGUGGCAGACGCGAAUGAAGAGGCAGAGACGGCUGAAACGUCUCACGCGAGGGCACAGAGCAAUGGAAACGAAGCUUUGCGUCAUCCUCCCAGAGGUGCUCGGGAACGUCGAGGGCCGAACGUUGAAGACCGGGAGCGGCGGCAAUCUAGCGUCGAUGUGCCUCCUGCAAAUGAUGUUUGUGCAAUUUGCCGUGAAUGGUUUGUUGUGCCUGUUCAAGCCAACUGUGGCCAUUGGUUUUGUGGGGAGUGCAUUCUGCGCGCAUGGCGGCAUGCGUCCUUAUUACAGCCGUGCCCGUGUCCGAUCUGCCGGAGGGUAAUCAAUCUGCUGAUCGUCAGCCAAUCAGCUUUCCAAUCGCCGCUUUCGCCGCAUAACCAGCAAGUAAUCCAUGAUGUUUCUGCGUACAAUGGCCGUUUUGGAGGAGGUCCCAUCAGCAUCUGGCAGAGAAUCCGUGAUAUGCCUCUCCUUCUACAGCGGCUGAUGUGGGAGUUAUGGGAUCCGCACAGGGCUUUGCGGCUUCUGAACAAUGCACGCAUUCUGGGCUGUCUCAUCAUUUCCAUCAUGUACACACUUCUACCAUUUGAUAUUAUUCCUGAAGGCAUACUCGGCAUCUUGGGGUUGCUGGAUGAUGCCCUGGUCCUCCUCUUUUUCGGCUUCCAGUUGAGCAUCGUGUACAGAAAUAUGCUUCUACAGCAAGGGCCCGCCCACUGAUUUCCACGGUAUGUCGGAUUCCCACACACACACACACACACACACACAGAGAGAGAGAGAGAGAGAGAGAGAGAGAGAGAGAGAGAGAGAGAGAGAGAGAGAGAGAGAGAGAGAGCAUAAGCAUACGUUGCUGACACAGCGUUGGCUCCACCGCAGACGGUGGGAUGCAUAAGCUAGCUCGAUGUUCGGCACGGAGGCGGAGAAGACGCGGCUAGAAAAGAGCUACUACGAGCAUCCAGUGUGAGUGAGGAAGGAGUCGAUCCUGUUAGACGGUGUUAGUAAACUGCCCUGUUCAUCUGUUUUGGUUGGCAUGCCUUCCCUCGUUUUUUUCCUUUUUUUUGGGCAUGCAUUCCCUUUACCUGCCUGUGUUAGGUGAUUGCUUCGUACGGAGGUAGAAAGCACCUCUCGUAGUCUUACUUUUGUCUUGUAUGUAGUCUUACUUUUCUUUUCUUUUCUUUCUUUUUUCGUUUCUUUUUUGUUGUUGUAAUGGAGCAGCAUUGGAACCUUGAUUUCUGCGUUUGGUGUAUAUAUAUAAUAAUAAUAAUAAUAUAUACUUGUAAACAAAAAGGAGCCCUAUGAAAAAUGAAAGCGCUUUUCUCUCCUUAGGGCUAUCUUUGAAGUUACUCUGCAUUUACUCUGCACUUACUCUGCACUUACUCUACAUUUACUCUGCAUUUACUCUUCAGUUACUCUGUAGUUACUCUGCACUUACUCUGCACUUACUCUGCACUUACUCUGAAGUUACUCUGAAGUUACUCUGCACUUACUCUGAAGUUAGUCUGGAGGUACUCUGAAGUUACUCUGAAGUUAGUCUGAAGUUACCGUGUUGUUGCAUUCAUUGUACUCGUGUAGAAUCGUUAGGACGGGUGGAUAGACAGUGCUAAACACAUUGAUUAGAAAAUUUUAGAAUGAAUAAAGUUCAGUAAA
Molecule: messenger RNA, 1957 nt
Organism: Chara braunii
Lineage: Eukaryota; Viridiplantae; Streptophyta; Charophyceae; Charales; Characeae
Source: the annotation of a GenBank genome assembly